AGCUCCCGGCCGGCGCCGAGAUCCAAGCGCUGGAAAGGAUGGCCAAGGUCCCUGAGCUGGAAGACGCCUUCGUGCAGGAGCAGCCUUCGCCUCAACUUCCCUCCGAGAUCGCGGAGGAGUGCUGCGCGCAGCUGCUGGGCAAGGGCUUGCUGGUCUACCCCGAGGACAGCGCGUACCUGGCUGCCGGAGCAGCUGCGGGCGCCCCGGGCAGCGGGGAGAAAGGCGGAGACCCCAGGCUGCAGGUGGGAGUCAAAUCAGAGAUGCAUUUAAGCAAUGGUAACUUUUCCUCGGAAGAAGAGGAUGCGGACACGCACGAGAGCAAGACCAAAGCGGCGGACACUCAGCUCUCUCAGAAGAAGAGCAUCACGCAGAUCAUGAAGGACAAGAAGAAGCAGACGCAGCUCACCCUGCAGUGGCUUGAAGACAAUUACAUAGUGUGUGAAGGAGUUUGCCUCCCACGGUGCAUUCUUUAUGCUCACUAUUUAGAUUUCUGUAGGAAAGAGAAACUGGAACCAGCUUGCGCGGCCACCUUUGGAAAGACAAUUCGCCAAAAGUUCCCUCUCCUGACAACACGAAGACUUGGAACAAGAGGGCAUUCAAAGUAUCAUUACUAUGGGAUUGGCAUCAAAGAGACCAGUGCAUAUUACCACUCUGUUUAUUCUGGAAAGGGCCUGACAAGGUUUUCGGGGAGCAAACUGAAGAAUGAGGGUGGUUUUACUCGAAAAUACUCCCUUAGCUCAAAAACAGGAACACUUCUUCCAGAAUUCCCCAGUGCUCAACAUCUUGUGUACCAAGGAUGCCUUUCUAAGGACAAGGUUGAUACUCUCAUAAUGAUGUACAAAACUCACUGCCAGUGUAUCCUUGACAACGCAAUCAAUGGGAACUUUGAAGAGAUCCAGCAUUUCUUACUGCACUUUUGGCAAGGAAUGCCUGACCAUCUACUUCCCCUGCUGGAAAAUCCUGUUAUCAUUGACAUUUUCUGUGUUUGUGACUCAAUUCUUUAUAAGGUUCUUACAGAUGUCCUCAUUCCUGCCACAAUGCAAGAAAUGCCUGAAAGCUUGCUAUCAGACAUAAGAAAUUUUGCUAAAAAUUGGGAACAGUGGGUUGUUUCAUCCUUGGAAAACUUGCCAGAAGCCCUAACUGACAAGAAAAUCCCCAUUGUGCGAAGAUUCGUGUCUUCUCUGAAGCGACAGACGUCUUUCUUGCAUCUUGCUCAGAUUGCCAGGCCAGCUCUCUUUGACCAGCAUGUGGUGAAUUCCAUGGUAUCUGAUAUUGAAAAGGUUGACUUAAAUAGUAUCGGAUCUCAGGCACUUCUCACCAUCCCCAGCAGUACAGACACGGAAUCCGACAUCUACAGUGAACAUGACUCUAUCACUGUGUUCCAAGAACUGAAGGAUCUCCUUAAGAAGAAUGCUACAGUGGAAGCAUUUAUUGAAUGGCUGGAUACUGUGGUUGAGCAGAGAGUGAUUAAGACAAGCAAACAAAACGGAAGAUCCCUGAAGAAGAGGGCGCAAGACUUUCUGCUGAAGUGGAGCUUUUUUGGUGCCCGAGUAAUGCACAACCUUACCUUGAACAAUGCGUCGAGUUUCGGUUCUUUCCACUUGAUCCGGAUGCUUCUGGAUGAAUACAUCCUCCUGGCCAUGGAGACUCAAUUUAAUAAUGACAAAGAGCAGGAACUGCAGAACUUAUUGGACAAGUAUAUGAAGAACUCAGAUGCCAGUAAAGCUGCCUUCAUGGUCCCAAGCUCCUGCUUUCUGGCCAACCGUAAUAAGGGCAGCUCACUUUCCAGUGAUACGGUGAAGAAUGAAAGCCAUGUGGAGACACCCUACAUCCCUCUGCCUCCCAGCCAGCCUGGAGCCAUACCCCCUGCUCUGCACCCGUUCCCAACUGAGAAUGCUGAGAACAUGCCACUCACAGGUCAAAUAGAACUUUCACAGAGUACUGGCCAUCUGAUGACACCGCCUAUUUCUCCAGCCAUGGCAAGCCGAGGAAGUGUCAUUAACCAAGGCCAUGGCAGGCAGACCCCAAGUGUGGGCUCAGUUCUCUCAGUUCCAACACACUGCUCAACAUAUCCAGAGCCAAUUUAUCCUACUCCUCCAGCCAACCAUGACUUUUAUGGGACCAACUCCAACUAUCAGACUGUGUUCAGGGCACAGUCUCAACCUUCGUCUAAUCUCUAUACUCACCGUGCAGAGCAUGGGAGAUGCAUGGCUUGGACUGAACAGCAGCUUUCCAGAGACUUCUUCAGUGGCAGUUGUGCUGGCUCUCCAUACAAUUCCAGACCACCUUCCAGCUAUGGACCAUCCACACACACACAAGAGUCACAUAGCAUACAGUUUCUGAACACAGGAAGCUUCAAUUUUCUUAGUAAUUCAGGAGCUGGCAGCUGCCAAGGAGCAACAUUGCCUUCUAAUUCUCCUAAUGGAUACUAUGGAAACAAUAUAAACUACUCAGAAGCUCAGAGGCUUGGAUCGAUGGUGAACCAACAUGUUUCCGUCAUCAGUAGUGUUCGCUCACUGCCUCCCUACAGUGACAUCCAUGAUCCACUUAACAUUUUAGAUGACAGUGGCCGGAAACAGAGCAACUCGUUUUAUCCAGACACAUCCUCUCCAGUUGCAUGUCGGACUCCUGUAGUAGCUUCCAACUUGCAAACCCAGAUUCCCUCCUCUUCAUCCCAGUGUAUGUAUGGAACUUCUAAUCAGUACCCAGUGCAAGAAACUCUGGACUCCAAUGGAGCAAGCAAUAGAGACAUGGUGUCCUCUUUACCACCCAUCAACACUGUGUAUGGGACAGCAGCUGGAGGCACCUAAAAAAGCACUGUGAGAUGCAGCUGAAACUCAAAAUCUCAGUUGCAUUGAUGUCACUCUCCAUCCCCAGCUGCCAUGAGAGCAAAGACGAUUCAGUGGCUGGACGUGUUUUUCAGAUCGCUGAUACUUGGGACAAUGCCAUAGUAAAUGGAGAUACUUGUAUUGCACACAAAGAGGCUAAAAUGUGAAGUCAUUAUUGAUCAUAACUUCAAACAC
This is a messenger RNA of Peromyscus leucopus (white-footed mouse), 3023 nucleotides long. RefSeq names its product regulatory factor X6 (gene Rfx6). Gene Ontology annotation, molecular function: RNA polymerase II cis-regulatory region sequence-specific DNA binding; DNA-binding transcription factor activity, RNA polymerase II-specific. Gene Ontology annotation, biological process: regulation of transcription by RNA polymerase II. Lineage: Eukaryota; Metazoa; Chordata; Mammalia; Rodentia; Cricetidae. The record is from RefSeq and is a predicted model, not a curated record.